UAAUUGUUGAAAAACGAAACUAGUACAUAUAAAAAAUUGUAUGUACAUUUAUUUUACAAAGCUACUGUAACAUAAAUUUAUACAGCUCUUAUCACUUCACUCGUCUGAACAUUAAUGCGAAAAAAUUAACUGAAGUUUACCCUGUUGUUUCGUUCAACAUAACCUCAAAUUUUCGAGAAACAUGUUAUUCGUUGUACAGUACCAUUGAAACUUUUCAAAGACAGAUUAUGUCUCGUGAUCCUGGGAUAAUAUGUUUCCGACAUUGCUGCAGCAAAACUAUAUUUUGCAAAAGUGUCCCAGAGAUAUGCCCAAUUUGUAGAUCAUGUAUUGCAAAUUAUAAUGUAGAACCGUUCCUUAUUCCCUACCCGUAUACAAAUGCAGUAUACCAGCCAGCUUCUAUAAUUGUUAGACCAUCCCAAGGCAAUUUCUUAAACGAGUACUCUAUUCUGGAUGAUUUGCACAUAGGAAUAACAAAUUCCAAAGGAAUGACUUUCGAGUACGAUAAACAAGGUGUAAUAAUAAAUGAUCGUUCCAAAUGGACAGAUUGCAUUGCAUUAAAGAUAACUCCUACAUCUUGGGAUAACCACUGGGACGAAACAUUGCAAGAAUUAUUAAAAGAUAUUAAAUGGAAGUCUGACAAUUAUGACAAAGCUACGAUGAAUUGUUUUAAUUUUGUCAUAGAGUUUAUAAAUAACUUGAAAUAUAUGAAUGCAAUGUUUACAAGUAAAGAGAAUAUAUGCGACAAACUGUUACUGUCAAAGAUUCAAGAAGCUGUUAAAUACAAUUCUAUAUUUAAAAACUUAAAAAAUAAUGAUUAUUUCAUUACAUAG
This is a messenger RNA of Colletes gigas, 830 nucleotides long. RefSeq names its product MKRN2 opposite strand protein. Bases 228 to 830 code for a protein of 200 amino acids. The record is from RefSeq and is a predicted model, not a curated record. Lineage: Eukaryota; Metazoa; Arthropoda; Insecta; Hymenoptera; Colletidae. The transcript has 2 exons.